Molecule: messenger RNA, 1001 nt
Organism: Capsaspora owczarzaki ATCC 30864
Lineage: Eukaryota; Filasterea; Ministeriida; Capsasporidae
Product: uridine-cytidine kinase 1
Exons: 5
Coding region: 26-808 (260 amino acids)
Cellular component (GO): cytoplasm
Molecular function (GO): kinase activity; ATP binding
Source: RefSeq, a predicted model, not a curated record
UAUUCAUUCUGCAUUGCACUAUCAAAUGGCUGCAACGGGCCCGUUCUUUAUUGGCGUCGCGGGCGGCACUGCGUCCGGCAAGACGACCGUGUGCGAGAUGAUUAUGAGCCAGCUCGGCAUGAAUGACAUUGACCACAAGGAGCGCAAGGUUGUCAUUCUGCAUCAGGACAGCUUCUAUAAGGUCCUCACGCGGGAGCAGAGCGAAGACGCAGCGCGCGAGGCAUACAAUUUUGAUCAUCCAGACGCAUUCGACUAUGAACUCAUCGUCUCAACGCUGGACAAGCUGACAUCGGGCCAACCUGCCGAGAUUCCAAUUUACAACUUUAAGACCCAUUCACGAGAGAAGGAAACAAUCCUGCUGGACAAGCCAGACGUCGUCCUGUUUGAGGGCAUUCUCGUGCUGUAUUCUGAGCAGCUGCGCAAGCUCUUGCACAUGAAAUUGUUUGUCGACACGGAUGCAGACACGCGACUUUCUCGACGUGUUUUGCGCGAUAUUGCCGAGCGGAACCGACAGGUGGAAUCAGUGUUGCGACAAUACCUAGCUUUCGUGAAGCCGGCCUUCGACGAGUACAUUUUGCCAACGAAAAAGUACGCCGAUGUCAUCAUUCCUCGUGGCGCUGACAACCUGGUUGCCAUCAACCUCAUCUCGCAGCACAUCAAGAAGAUUGUCAACACGCCUGCUUCCAAGCGAAGCUACGCUUCGGCGCAGGCCAGCCAUCUGCCAAGUGACAUUUCUGCCUCCAGCAGCGGCUUGGAGCUCAAACGAUCUGUCAGCAAGGACAAAUCUGAAGCCGUUCGCCCUCACUAAUACAGCGGACAGUACGUCAUUUGUCUGUUUCUUUCCUGCAAAACUAACAUCCAACUUUAUCAACGCAAAUAAACCUGGUAGUCUGCUCUCGUGUCCAGUUGUGUGGAAAGCAGCAGCUGCAAAAAGUAUCAGCAACAUUUCGCAUGAGCUUUAUUCCAGCACUACAAAACAAUACAAUACAAUACAAUACAAU